CUUUACGUUGGUUCUUUGAGUUGUUUACCUACAGCGAUACUAUUAAUUUCUUUUGUGAAUUAGGCUUAAAAUUUAGAAAUCAGCUGUGAAUAAUUCGCUGUAGUAGGAUAAUGUCGGAAUACAGUACAGUCAAAAGCAGCAAGUUGGUGCUGAAAGGCGAAAGCUCCAAGAACUCUAAACGCAAACAUAAAAAGCACAAAAGGGAUAAGGAAGGUUCGUCAUCUAAACGGAGCAGAUCGGAAGUGGACGAGGAUGCUCAGAAACACGGCGGAUGGUGGAAGGUGACCAAAGUAACCGAGAUAACUGGUUCAAUUGCAAUUCAGUUCGGAAAAAGGGCUUUUAUCAAGGCCCUCGACAAUGGUAUGUUCACACUUGGGGCACCACACAACGAAGGGGAUGGACCAGACCCGGAAGAAAUUUUCACUGCUGUGCUUAUCAAUGAGGAGAAGGUAGCUUUCAAGUCGGGCUACGGAAAGUAUUUGAAAGCAGAAAAAGAUGGUAUGAUCACUGGACGGUCCGAUGCGGUUUCAGCAGUGGAACAAUUCGAACCAGUUUUCGAAGGAUCCAAAAUGGCCUUACUGGCCGCAAAUGGAUGUUUUGUGUCAGUCGAUCCGGAGGAUGAUGCCGUCGUAGCGAUAAAAAAGAAAGUUGGUGACAAUGAGGUAUGCGUGGUGAGGAGUUGCGCCGUCCGAGAACAGAAAACUACCAAGGAUGUAGCUGUGGAAGAACAGGGCGAUCUGGACCAAGUGGAAAUUAAUUAUGUCAAAAAGUUCCAGAAGUUCCAGGAUAAGAGAUUGCGCGUUAAUACGGAGGACAAAGCAGCGUUGAAGCAAGCUCAGGUGGAGGGCGCUCUACAUGAAGCACUUCUCGAUCGUCGAAGCAAAAUGAAAGCCGAUAGAUAUUGCAAAUAAAAAAAAACAUCUGAAAUGAA
This is a messenger RNA of Malaya genurostris, 931 nucleotides long. RefSeq names its product protein FRG1 homolog (gene FRG1). NCBI's taxonomy places the organism in Eukaryota, Metazoa, Arthropoda, Insecta, Diptera, Culicidae. Gene Ontology annotation, cellular component: striated muscle dense body; catalytic step 2 spliceosome; nucleolus. The transcript has 3 exons. The coding region runs from base 111 to 911 and encodes 266 amino acids. Gene Ontology annotation, molecular function: actin filament binding. The record is from RefSeq and is a predicted model, not a curated record.